AUGCCUGCAACACAGAUUCAGAAGCCAUUUUCUUGUUUAGAAUGUGGGAAAUGUUUUAUUGAUAAAUCAAUUCUUGUUAAACAUCAAAGAAGUCACACAGGGGAGAAGCCAUUUUCUUGUUUAGAAUGUGGGAAAUGUUUUACUGAUAAAUCAACUCUUGUUAAACAUCAAAGAAUUCACACAGGGGAGAAGCCAUUUUCUUGUUUAGAAUGUGGGAAAUGUUUUAUUGAUAAAUCAUUUCUUGUUACACAUCAGAGAAGUCACACAGGGGAGAAUACAUUUUCUUGUUUUGAAUGUGGGAAAUGUUUUACUCAUAAAUCACAUCUUGUUGCACAUGAGAGAAUUCACACAGGGGAGAAGCCAUUUUCAUGUUCAGAAUGUGAAAAACAUUUUAUCUCUAAAUCAGAACUUGUUAGACAUCAGAGAACUCACACAGGGGAGAAGCCAUUUUUAUGUUCAGAAUGUGGGAAAUGUUUUACUAAUAAAUCAACUCUUGUUGCACAUGAGAGAAUUCAUACAGGGAAGAAGCCAUUUUCAUGUUCAGAAUGUGAAAAACAUUUCAACUGUAAAUCAUAUCUUGUUGCACAUGAGAGAACUCACACAGGGGAGAAGCCAUUUUCAUGUUCAGAAUGUUUGAAAUGUUUUACUAAUAAAUCAGCUCUUGUUAAACAUCAGAGAAUU
Molecule: messenger RNA, 681 nt
Organism: Bufo bufo (common toad)
Lineage: Eukaryota; Metazoa; Chordata; Amphibia; Anura; Bufonidae
Product: gastrula zinc finger protein XlCGF71.1-like
Exons: 3
Biological process (GO): negative regulation of transcription by RNA polymerase II
Molecular function (GO): DNA-binding transcription repressor activity, RNA polymerase II-specific
Source: RefSeq, a predicted model, not a curated record